ACCUUGGUGGAUCAGCGACGCGAUGCCUCUCUCGCUGCACGAAGCCCUGCUGAAUCCCAAAACACUACGAGAACUGCAGCUGAACCCUAAGACUUUUAAGUUUCGUCAAGCGGUGGAGCUGAAGGUCGCCGGAGAGAGCUCAGCCUUCAUGAACUUCCGCCCAGAUCCGGCCAUGGAGGGUCGAAGCAUAAUGGGCGGCCCCGUGGGAAAUCUGGUCAGCUACUUGGCCAGGGCUCUGAAUUUCACGUAGGCCAGAAGCUUCCCGGUAGUCCCUGUAUGAUUAACAAUGAAGAACAGUUUGUUAACUACGCUUAGAGAAAUAUUUUACAUAUAUAUUUACAAUUUUUUUCCUGGGUGUAAAACUGUAGAAUACCCAAAGCACAGUUUAUGUUAAAGAUAAGGAAAAUAAAAGGCUAGAUUCUGUUUUCAGGUGGUACCCGGUACGGCCGGCUGACGCAACCUUUGGUUCGAAGAUGCCAAACGGAAGCUGGUCUGGCGUUAUGGGAUUAGUCAACAGGGGGGAGGCAGACAUGGGCUACGGACCUCUCCUGAUGUCACUUGAGAGAAGCGAAGGCGUAGACUUCGGUGACACGCUGAUGUUUUUUAAUUUCAAAGUCAUGUCCGGCAGAGGAAGCCCCGAGAUGAACCCCUGGGGCUUUCUGUACCCCCUUACCCCCUUGGUGUGGCUGGGCCUCUUUGCUGCCUUGGUGUGUGUGUGGUUGUCUUCGGUGCUGCUGCUUAACCAUGCCUUGAGGUCCUCGUGGUUCGAUCGGGUGGUUGGCCAGUUCACCAUUCAUAUCCGCGUUCUCCUACGCCAAGAUCUACCCAAACGGUUUUCCCACGGGCGUGAAAUGGCCUUGGUUGGCAGCUGGAUGAUGGUAACCAUGAUCGUCGUUAUGGGCUACUCGAGCACCCUGGUCUCGCUCUUGGCCGCCAGGAACAUCCCGCAGCCGAUCCAGUCUCUGUCGGAUCUUGUUCAGUCCGACAACGUUGUGAUCCUGAAACCGAACAGCGGGUCGACGACUUACGUUCUUAGCUCGACGUCGGGCAUCUACAAAGAGCUGGGGGACCUGCGCCACAAGAACAGGAUGGCUUUCAUCAAGUCGAAGGACAGGGGCACGGCGAUCGACACCCUGGUCCGCGAAGGUCAUCACUCCUUGUAUGACGUGGAUUUCAGCUUAGCUAAUCUCAUAUCGGAUGACUUCUCCAUAAUGGGGCGCUGCGAUUUCUACCUGAGUCGCGAGUCCAGCCUGGCGAGUCCGGCGAGCGUGGGUGUGACCCCGGGGAGCCCCAUCCUUCCGGCCCUCAACCACAGGAUCCACAACGUGCUGGCGGCCGGCCUCUUCGACUACUGGCUAGGGCAGGCCAUCAGGAACUCGACCGUCUGCCGCAAGGCGCCCAACACCAUCACUGUGCGGGCGCCGCUCUCCCUCAAGGUCUGCUGGGGAAUGUUUACCGUGUGGGGGGUCGGGCUCCUCUUGGCCCUGCUUACCUUCAGCCUGGAAAUCGUCGUUGCCAACGCCUUCGCAGGCCGCGCUCCGCCCUCAUCGGGAAAUGUGGAGUGAUGCAUUGGUCAAAUGAUAUACGUACACA
This is a messenger RNA of Penaeus vannamei (Pacific white shrimp), 1593 nucleotides long. The record is from RefSeq and is a predicted model, not a curated record. NCBI's taxonomy places the organism in Eukaryota, Metazoa, Arthropoda, Malacostraca, Decapoda, Penaeidae.